Messenger RNA from Halichondria panicea, 1395 nucleotides. RefSeq lists its product as uncharacterized. The record is from RefSeq and is a predicted model, not a curated record. Gene Ontology annotation, molecular function: mRNA binding. Gene Ontology annotation, biological process: regulation of translation. Lineage: Eukaryota; Metazoa; Porifera; Demospongiae; Suberitida; Halichondriidae. The transcript is spliced from 7 exons. The coding region runs from base 134 to 1171 and encodes 345 amino acids.
AUGCUAUAUAUUGCCCAUCACAGAAUCACGUGUGUUAUAAAAUCCUUUUUGUCACCACACCACAGUGAGUUUAUACUUAGUACAGAACUAACCGGCCAGGCAGAGCAUCCACCAGAGAUAUAUACACACCAAGAUGAGUGAGAAAAAUGGCGAGAACAAGUUGUUCCUUGGAGGGUUGAGCAUUCACACGGGCAAAGAAAGCUUGAUGACUUAUUUUGGUGACUUUGGUGAAGUCGUUGAUACCGUAGUGAUUAUGGAUUUAGAGGGAAAAUCACGUGGUUUUGGAUUCGUCACAUUUGGUGAUAGAGAUGCCUAUAAUAAGUGUUUGGAGACUACACAUGAGAUUGAUGGAAAAUCGGUUGAGGUGAAGCGCGCAGUACCUAAAGGAGAGUCAAGAGGAUCGAGUGGAGGUGGUGAAAGUUCUGGUUCUGCCAGGACUACCCGCGUCAAGAAGUUGUUCCUUGGGGGACUUUCCCUCGAGACCUCGGUGGAGAACAUACAGGAAGCUUUGCUGCCAGAGUUUCCCGCGGACACUUCUCUCACCGUAACCAUAAUGACUGAUAAGGAUACCGGAAAGCCAAGGGGAUUUGCUUUUGUCACUGCCGAACCUCCUCCUGAUCGAUCAGACGAUUGUAUAUACGAUGCUGUCGAUGAAAUCACCCAAAAGAAGUUCAUCAAAAUAUUGGAUCGUUCCGUGGAAGUGAAAGGUGCCGUACCUAAAGAUGAGAUCAGUAGGAGAAGUGGCGGUGGAGGUGGUGGUGGUGGUAGGGGCCAGCAACGUCCCUCAAGUGACUAUGGCAGCAGCAGAUACGGUGGUGGUGGUGGUGGUGGCGGCUAUGACGAUGCAUACUCUUCUUAUCAAAGAGCCUCAUAUGAAGCAAUGCGCGAUUACUACGCUCGCAGCAGGGAAUAUGGAAUGGCUGGGUACCCCGCAAUGUCAAUGCCAAGCUAUGACAGAGGAGCUGGAGCCAGUAGCUAUUAUCCUGAUUCUUCUGCUAGUGCUAGCUACCCUGCAUACUGGAUGGGAGCUGGCUACCAGCAGCAGACUGAUGGCUAUCAACAGACUGGCUCUAAUUAUGGCCCUACCCGCGGGUAUGGUGAUACGAGCUCGAGUGAUAGGAGAGAUCGAAGCUCCUCCUCUCAUUCCUACCACCCCUACAGCAGACGAUAAACACGUCGUUUUGACAGGACUUAGCUUGUAGACUAGCGUAGCUGUGGAUGGAGGGUAGAGAAGCUAGCUCCUGUCAAGAAAUCUGCACUAAUAACUGGACUCCAUUGUUUUUUCUAUACUGUAUAUACGUACGUGUAUUGUAUCAUCACGCACACACACACACACACUAUUAAUCUUUGUAAGUUUCUUUCUUAAAAUUUUUUUGCUGAAAAUCAGCGGCUUUA